ACCGCCCCUUCCCCUCUGCAGCGGCUGCUUGCCGCCUCCACAGACGCCCAUGGUUCAUUGCCCACCAGGCCCCCGCCUGCCCCAGCAUCCCCUGCGCGCCGAGAAGCUGCCCCGGGGAGCCCGGCCAGCAUGCCGCCUCCUCUCCUUCUCCUCUUCCUCCUCUUCCUCAGCCUGGUGGGAGUCAGUCCCCAGAAGCCACUGCUGGUGGAGACAGAAGAGGGAGCCAAUGCCAUACUGCCGUGCCUUGGGAAUCCCUCUGGUGAUCCCCCUGAGCAGCUGACCUGGUAUCGGGGGUCUCUGUCAACACCUUUCUUAAACCUGAGCCUGGGGUCACAAGACCUGGGCAUCCAGGUGGGGCCCCUGGGCAUCCUGCUGCUCCUCUUCAACGUCUCUGACCAGAUGGGGGGCUUCUACCUGUGCCAGUCAGGGCCCCCCUCCAAGAUGGCCUGGCAGCCUGGCUGGACGGUCAGCGUGAAGGGCAGCGAGGAGCUGUUCCGGUGGAAUGCUUCCGACCUCGCUGACCCUCGCUGUGACCUGGAGAACAGGUCCUCAGAGGCCCCCAGGCCCUCCUCAGGCUACCCCCCCAGCUCCCAGCUGUAUGUAUGGGCCAAAGACAAACCCGAGAUCUGGGAGACAGAGCCUGCCUGUGUCCCAUCUAGGGGCGGAUUGAACCAGAGCCUCACCCAAGACCUCAUUGCAGCUCCUGGCUCCACCCUCUGGCUGUCCUGUGGGGUGUCCCCUGCCUCUGUGGCCAGAGGCCCCAUCUCCUGGACCCGUGUGCACCCGAAGAAGCCUAACAUCUCAUUGCUGAAGCUAGACCUGAAGGAGGAUCACCCUGCCAGGGAUAUGUGGGUCCUAGGGGCCCUCAAAGGAGGGGCUGUUCUGUUGCUGCCCCAGGCCACAGCUCAAGAUGCUGGUACCUAUUAUUGUCACUAUGGCAACCUGACCAUCGAGAUGCAUGUGAAGGUCACAGCCCGGUCAGUACUGCGCUGGCUGCUGAGGACUCGUGGCUGGAUAGUCCCAGUCGUGACUUUGGUUUAUCUCAUCUUCUGCCUGAGCUCCCUGUGUGGCUUUCUUCAUCUUCAAAGAGCCCUGAAACAGAGGAGGAAAAGAAAGCGAAUGACUGACCCCACCAGGAGGUUCUUCAAAGUGACACCUCCAGGAAACGGGGCCCAGAACCAGUACGGGAACGUGCUAUCCCUUCCCACGCCCACCUCCGGCACCGGACGUGCCCUGCGCUGGGCGGCAGGCCUAGGGGGCACCACCCUGUCCUACGGAAACCCGCGCAGCGAUGUCCAGGAGGCUGGAGCCGCGGGAUCCGGGAGCGCGCCAGGAGAGGAAGUGGACGGGGAGGCCUAUGAAGAGCCGGACAGUGAGGAGGGUUCUGAGUUCUACGAGAACGACUCCAACCUGGGGCAGGACCAACUCUCCCAGGAUGGCAGUGGCUAUGAGAACCCCGAGGACGGGCCCGUGGAUCCUGAGGAUGAAGACUCCUUCUCCAACGCCGCUGAGUCUUAUGAGAACGAGGAUGAAGAGUUGGCCCAGCCAGUCUUCAAGACAAUAGACUUCCUGAGCCCCCAUGGGUCUACCUGGGACCCCAGCCGGGAAGCAACCUCCCUUGGGUCCCAGUCCUAUGAGGAUAUGAGAGGGAUCCUGUAUGCAGCCCCCCAGCUCCUCUCGCUGCGAGGCCAGCCCGGUCCCAGUCAUGAGGAAGAUGCAGACUCUUAUGAGAACAUGGAUAAUCCUGAGGGACUGGAACCAGCAUGGGGAGGAGCGGACCACAUGGGGACCUGGAGCACCAGGUAACCCGCAGUGAGCAGGUGGCACAGAGGUUAAGGCAGCUGAAUCCCACAGAGCUGACAGCAUGGUUGGAGUCUCAGACC
Messenger RNA from Tupaia belangeri chinensis (Chinese tree shrew), 1883 nucleotides. It is a transcript of the gene CD19, whose product is annotated as CD19 molecule. Gene Ontology annotation, cellular component: external side of plasma membrane. The transcript is spliced from 15 exons. The coding region runs from base 130 to 1806 and encodes 558 amino acids. The record is from RefSeq and is a predicted model, not a curated record. Gene Ontology annotation, biological process: B cell receptor signaling pathway; regulation of B cell activation; B cell proliferation involved in immune response. NCBI's taxonomy places the organism in Eukaryota, Metazoa, Chordata, Mammalia, Scandentia, Tupaiidae.